GGUGACCGGGGCCGCUGUCGGGACCCCGGGUGUGGGGGAUCCCCGGGUGCCGGAGACCCCCGGUGCCCAGCGGCCCCGCCGCCGAGCCGUCUCUCCGCGCCGCAGCGGCCCCGGCCUGGUCCCGCCAUGGACGAUUUGAUCCUCAACGUGGACUUCGCCGCCCCCGAAUGCCGCCCCAAGAAGGAGCCGGGCAACCUCAAGCACCAGAGGUUCGUGCGGCGGCGGCGGCAGCUGGAGCGCCGCGGGGUCCUGCGGCAGAAGCAGCUCCCGGCGGCACCGGGCGGGCCCCGGCGGGCCCCCAGGUCGCGGGGGACCAGGGGCGGGGCGGGGAAGCCGCGCUCGGGCCAGCCCAAAGAGAACGGCCCUGCCGCUGCCCCCCGACGGCCCCCGGCAUCCCAGAACGGCCCCGAUGCUCCUGCUAAGACCAAGGGGAAGGGCUGUGGGGCGGCUCGGGGCUCCGCCAACGCUGUCGGAGCCCCCCCGGCAUCCCAGAACGGCACCGAUGCUCCCGCUAAGACCAAGGGGAAGGGCUGCGGGGCGGCUCGGGGCUCCGCCAACGCUGUCGGAGCCCCCCCGGUAUCCCAGAACGGCUCCGCCGGAACCAGUGCUCCCGCUAAAACCACGGGGAAGGGUCGGGGGGCAGCUCGGGGCGCCCCCAAGGCCGGCGCUGCCCCCCCGGUGCCCCCCAAGCUGGUGGCCAUGGACUGUGAGAUGGUGGGCACGGGGCCCGGCGGGCGGACCAGCGCCCUGGCCCGCUGCAGCAUCGUCACCUACGAGGGGGACAUCGUGUACGAUCAGUACGUGCGGCCCGAGGAGCCCAUCGUGGAUUACCGGACGCGCUGGAGCGGGAUCCGCCGGCACCACAUGCACAAAGCCGUGCCCUUCCGCAGGGCGCAGCAGCAGGUGCUGCGGAUCCUUGCUGGGAAGGUCGUGGUCGGCCAUGCUAUCCACAACGACUUCAAAGCCCUCCGGUAUACCCACCCCAAAGCCCUCACCCGGGACACGUCCCAGAUCCCCCUGCUGAACCGCCGGGGGGGCUUCCCAGAGAAUGUGGCCAUCUCCCUGAAGCGCCUCACCAAAGCCCUGCUGAACCAGGACAUCCAGGUAGGGAAAAGUGGCCACUCCUCGGUGGAGGACGCCCGAGCCACCAUGGAGCUCUACAAGGUGGUGGAGGAGGAGUGGGAGCAGCACCUGCGGCAGAACCCAGAGCAGAAGUGACACUUGGGGGGCUCAGAGUGACACCCCCAGCUCCGUCCUGCCUCUGGGGGGCCCACAGUGAUGGCCUUGGCCUGGUCCUGCCUCUGGGGGGACGCUGAGUGAUGUCCCCAGGCCUGGUCCUGCCCCUCGAGGGUCCUGUGAGUGCCGAGGGGCUGCCUCCAUCUGUGGAUGAUGAGGAGCCAGGUGACGUCCCUUGUCCCCAAGCCUGACGUGCCUUGUGCCACUGCUGUUGUGCCCUGCUCUCCCCAGGAUGUGGGGAGGGCCUGGGAUGGUGCCUUCCCAAGAGGGGGCUGUGGGAUCCUGCACCCCCCAAACACUUCGGGGCUGAUCUGGGAGUGACCUUGGGGCACCCUGAGCACAGCCCUCAUCACUGGGGCCUUGGGAAUGGAGUGGGCUCCUUCCUCUUCCCAAAACUACCUCUGGCAGUGCCGGGAGCUGCCGAUGUGCCCCGGGACGAUGUGUAGGAGCGGGUGGGGCUCAGAUCCCUCUGGAAAGUCCCCACUCCGCUCCGGGCGCUGCUUUCAUCGAUGAUUAAGUUCCACCUUCCCGCAAGGGGCGGGACAGACCCGGUCAUGGGAGCAGCAUCGCGCCAUCCUCUGGCCCGAGACCCCGCGCUGCCCCGGGGACGACCCCGCCACUCGCGGGCAAGUCCCCCCCGCGCUGGCUCGGGGACACCCCCGACACCGGAGGGUGGUCAUACCCUGAAGGCGCCCGAGCCCGACAGGAACUGCUUUGAACGGAAAGGUUUAUGUGGAAAACCCUAAUUAAAAAGAAAUGAUUAAA
Molecule: messenger RNA, 2001 nt
Organism: Prinia subflava (tawny-flanked prinia)
Lineage: Eukaryota; Metazoa; Chordata; Aves; Passeriformes; Cisticolidae
Gene: ISG20L2
Product: interferon stimulated exonuclease gene 20 like 2
Exons: 3
Coding region: 127-1218 (363 amino acids)
Cellular component (GO): nucleus
Molecular function (GO): nucleic acid binding; 3'-5'-RNA exonuclease activity
Source: RefSeq, a predicted model, not a curated record